Messenger RNA from Poecilia latipinna (sailfin molly), 2611 nucleotides. Its product is annotated as ephrin-A5. The record is from RefSeq and is a predicted model, not a curated record. The transcript has 5 exons. Gene Ontology annotation, molecular function: ephrin receptor binding. Gene Ontology annotation, cellular component: external side of plasma membrane; plasma membrane. The coding region runs from base 1068 to 1742 and encodes 224 amino acids. NCBI's taxonomy places the organism in Eukaryota, Metazoa, Chordata, Actinopteri, Cyprinodontiformes, Poeciliidae. Gene Ontology annotation, biological process: ephrin receptor signaling pathway; regulation of cell-cell adhesion; axon guidance.
AAAAAAAAUCAAAUAACAACAAAACAAAAAGAACGGGAGGGACGACAACAGAGCACGCACAUGGGAGAGCGCUGCGAUUUUUCCACUCCCCUACGUUGCGCGAUGGCUUAUAUAUGAGGAGGACACUUUGGAAUGCGGAGAUAAAAACAAGCGUCUCCAGAAGGGAGAGGGAGAGAGAGCGAGAGGAAGAGAGAGAGAGAGAGAGAGACAGAGAGAGAGAGAGAGAGAGAGAAAACACAACACGGCCACAGAGACGGACUCCUCCCCGCCUCGGCCGUGACACCUCCGGCGGAUCACAGCGAAGAGGAUGACAGUGUUUCAUUUUUUGUUUGUUUUGGGUUUGUUUUACACGGCGAUCUAACGCUGUCAGUCAUCAUUUUCCUCCGGCACGCACUGACUGGCUGACUGCAUGGCUUCAGAAAGUUGCCGGGAUAAUAACAUGGACAUCUGACUUGCGCCCUCACAGCGUCAUUGGACCACAUUGAGCCCCCCUCUCUCCAUCACGUCUCGGACUAAUCUGCGCUUUUUGCGUUUGGAGUGAAGGGCUGAGCAGUUGUCACUUUGGCCCUGACACAGGCUACACCCAGCAAGCGCAAGGGGGGGUUUGACACUGUACAACGCCACGGGAGACACCGAGUGUUCUGCUGCGCAUUGGUGGCUUUCUGCGCUGGUCUCACUUGUUUGUGCAUCAGAGAGGGGGGGACCACAUUCUAUCUGGAUUCCUCCGUCCUGAUAAACCGGCAGGAACAAAAAAGGCACAUGUUUUCAUCGGGACUGUUGACGCCUUAAUUUUUUGUAACUUCACCUGAACAAGUGUCACCUCAUCCGUCCUCCCCGUUGAAUGAUCACAUUUGCCUCUUUUCUUUCGCUCGUUUCUCUUUCUGUUCGCAUUACGUUGAUAGCUCUGAAGCAGAAACACCGGUCCACAUGUGACUGAGAUCAGGUCACCUGUCCCGGUUCAGGCGCCCCGUUUCUCCUACCUGCACCCUCCAACCCGCUCCACAUAUCUGAUCCUACCGAGCGAUCGACUCUGAGACGGAAUAGACUAACGAAGUUUUGCUGUAGUGAUGCUGCAAGUGGAAAUGGUCCUCUUCGUCUGCCUGGUGCUGCUGAUGUGUGUUCUAAGCCAGGAGCCCGGAUCCAAAGUGGUGGCCGACCGCUACGCCGUCUUCUGGAACCGGACCAACACCAAGUUCCACCGUGGUGAUUAUCACAUCGAUGUGUGCAUAAAUGACUACCUGGAUGUCUACUGUCCUCAUUAUGAGGACCCUGUGCCUGAGGAGCGAACAGAGCGCUAUGUCCUCUACAUGGUGAACUACGACGGCUACAGCACAUGCGACCACACCGCCAAGGGCUUCAAGCGCUGGGAGUGCAACAGGCCGCACUCCCCGAACGGGCCGCUAAAGUUUUCAGAGAAGUUCCAGCUCUUCACUCCCUUUUCUUUGGGCUUCGAGUUUCGACCAGGCAGAGAAUAUUAUUACAUCUCCUCCACCGUUGCUCCAAACGGGAAGAAAACAUGCCUCAAGCUUAAAGUUUUCGUCCGACCAUCAAACAGCUGUCUGAAAACAGAUCGUGUUUUUGAUAUAGAUGACAGAGUAGAAAGUACGUUACCAAGAGAUGAAACUAGCCAUGAAACGGCUGCCCCUUCGCGGAGUGAAACGAACGCUGCGCAACGUCUGCAGAAGACAAGUUCUCUACUUGCUUUGCUGCUGGUCACCCUAGUGGGACUCUUUACUUUAUAGCGCCUCCCUCUGUGCUGGAGGUCAUUUACACCUAGCGUGGCCUGAAUCUACCCUAGGCUGCAGGGUAGUGGGUGGGAUUUGGGUGGAUUGCAUUUGCUUGAUUGGGCAUAAAAAGCAGGCUUCUCAAGAAAAAAAAAAAAAAAAAAAAAACUAUUUUUUUCAGAAGAAAAAUUAAGUGGUCUUUCUCCUUCUGUGAGUUAAAAAAAAGUUGAUGUUAAAAGUGGGAGAGAAAGUGCCCCCUCUUAUACCUUCAACCAAGAUGCCAAAUCCCAUUUUUUUGACACUUAGUGAUUCUUAUUUUCCCAUGACAUUUAUCAUCUUGCUACAUCGUAUUUAUGUCAUUGCAGCACUGAUGUUUACCUAUGAAAACUAAGUUCAUGCAGUUUAUUGUGCAUACACACAGACGGCACACCAUUGCAACAAUGCAAAAGCACAUUCAAAAACAGCAGCCAAUAGCAGAAGAGUUUUACAUUUUUAGACAGUAGCCGUAUACACAGUGGAGCAUUGUAGAUUCUAGGUGUUAGAAAUUAUUGUAUAUACGACAGACAGAAAUGGAACGUUUCCCUGAGACCUCUCAAUAAGCCUUCUAAAGCUUAGCUUAAACCUGAGAUAGAUGUAGUUGUUCAGUUUUUAACUAAGACAGAAUUCAGAAAUAUGUGAAAUAUCUGACAUGGAGCAAAGUCACUUACAAUCCCUGGUUUUUUAAACGUGGUGUCCUCUUUCUCCAUACUAUGAUGAGCAGUUGAACGUUCCGGACGAGCAAAUCCUUUUCAAAUCAGUGAGCAACUCUUUCUUUCUGACAAACCCAAUAAACUUGGCCAAUAAGACAUUUUUAAAAAAAAAAAAAAAAGGGUUCUGUUCACUCAAAC